Molecule: messenger RNA, 7527 nt
Organism: Micropterus salmoides (largemouth bass)
Lineage: Eukaryota; Metazoa; Chordata; Actinopteri; Centrarchiformes; Centrarchidae
Gene: alpk3a
Product: alpha-kinase 3a
Exons: 14
Coding region: 541-6066 (1841 amino acids)
Biological process (GO): protein phosphorylation; cardiac muscle cell development
Cellular component (GO): nucleus
Molecular function (GO): ATP binding; protein serine/threonine kinase activity
Source: RefSeq, a predicted model, not a curated record
UUUGCAGUUCCACAUCCACUAUAGUGUCUCACUAAGAUGGAACACCCUUUUUCCAAUUUAUUAAGAUGGAUCAAACUAAAGCAGUGACAUUUUUACAGUAUGACCGCUAAAUGAAAUGACAGAUUUUUAGGAAUGUGUUCUGGUUUAAACAGUUAGCUUUUACUCUAAAUUCAGAUAGUUUUUUAGACUUAUUUGCGAAGCCUAAAGUUUAGUUUCGGAAAAUCUGAUGUGCUCUUGGACCUAUUUGUAGGGCUGCUAUAAAUAGGCCCCUGCUGGCAACACAUGCAUGUCUAUGAUAGGCAGUUACAGAGAUUUUCUUCACAGACUCUGGCUCCAAAGCAACACUGACAACAUCUCAAUGGUUUUGUCACCAUUCUGAAGAGUUUCUUUUUUCUUCUCCGGGGGCUUACAUGGAUAACACCAAUACAUUUGAGCCUUGAGCUUUGACAAGCUGUGGACGUGAAUGCGGAGUAGUUUCAUACUGUGGCUGAUACAUUUGUCUCGGAUUUUAAAUUUUUUUGUGAAUUGCUUCAGUGGGCGAUGACUUCCAGAAGGCCAAUGACUCGCUCUUAUUCUGGCAAUGGGAGGACAAGCAGCUUCAGUGAAGAUGAGGGCGGCUCUUCCAAUGGCCGUUCAGAAAGCCGCAAUACUUACCUCUCAAAUGUUAGGCCAGAAAACAGGAGCACAUUGUGUAGCAUCAUGGCUCAGCUGACCGAGGACAUUCAGCCUUCCUUCGAGACCACCUUGAAAUCAAAGGCAGUGUCAGAAAACUGUAAUGUGAAGUUCGCCUGUGUGGUAUCAGGUUACCCAGCUCCAGAACUGAAAUGGUACAAAGAUGAUAUGGAAAUGGACCGCUAUUGUGGACUCCCAAAAUAUGAAAUUCGUCGUAAUGGAAAAACCCACACCCUCCAUAUUUACAACUGCACAUUGGAUGAUGCAGCCAUCUAUCAGGCCUCAGCCAGCAAUAGCAAAGGUAUUGUCUCCUGCUCGGGAGUUUUGGAGGUCGGCACCAUGAAUGAAUUCAAGAUACACCAGAGGUUCUUUGCCAAGCUGAAGCAGAAAGCAGAGAAGAAGAAGAAGGAAUUGGAGAAGGGGGAUAAAGAAAACAUUCAUAAAGAGCAGCCACAGAGUAGCCCAGAGCAUCCUCAAAGGAAGCGGCAUGUCCCACCACCAGAGGACAGGCCAGCGGUCAAGGAGCCCGAGGCUGUGGAACAACUAGGAGCUGCUGUAGAACCUAAUGGAGUUAGUGCUGAAGCCAAGGAAACAGCCCCUGUGCCAUCCAUAGACAGUGACUUGGAACAGGCCAAAAAGAAAAUAAGGAUCUCAAAUGGUGUAGAUGCUGGUCUUAAUAGCAGCAGCAGCAGUAGCAGAAGCCACAUAAUGGGGAAUGGAGGUGAAAACUGUUAUGAUGGAGGAAUCAGUUUGGCACAGUUUCUGGCAGAUACUCUGCAGUCCCAGGCUGCUGAGGAGAAACAGAACUCAUCCGGAGGGGAGAAACCCAAAGAGAUGGAUAUGCCUAUUGUAAGUUCCAGUAGAGAAAAAGAGAGGAUGCAAAAAGACAGGGAAGAACAAGAAAAGGGACUAAAGGUAGAGUAUGAGAGAGAGAAAAUGAGAGAAGAAGAACUGGCCAUAGAGAGGGAGAAAGAAAGGGAAAGGCCGUUGGAGAUGUCACAUACAGUACCCUACACAAAACAUGGUUCGGAGGUCAAACAACACAGCAAGGCUCAUAAGGACCACGACCACCACCACAUCCAGGCGUCCAUCUCCUCUAUGCUCCACACAGUCAAAGACUUCCUCUUUGGUAAGAGUAAGAAGGACUCUCAUGAUCGCGUUGAGAAUAAGGAGAGAGAAUUUGACCACUCACCUGCCUCAGCGCAAGGUCCUCAACCAGAAAUGCCACCAUCAUUUCAACUGCAACCGGAGCAUAAUAAAGUGUGCAAGCCUCCCACAGAGGACGUCGUGCCUAUGGAAAUGGAUGUACCAAAGGAGCCUUCAGGAACUGUGGAUAUAGCACAACAGUCAGUGUCGCUGGAGCCACAUGAACAUAAGCAUGAAGACAGUGUUCUACACACAAACCUGCCACCGGCUCACACAUUGCCACCUGAGAGCGUAGAGGAGUCCACAGGGCAGAGUAUCAAGAACGCUGGAGAUGCUGUGGAAACCAUGGAGGUGUCUGUGGGGCCAGAGAGCAGUCCAGGUGAAGAAACGUCAUUGUCUGGGCUUCACGUUCUCACUGAGGCUGAAGAGAAAGCUUCUCAUGUAGUCUCAAUUAUCAAAGAGGUUCCUGUACAUCAGCAAGAGCCAGAUCGCCUAAUAGUCUCACCGCAGCCAAAUCAACAGACUGCAAGAGAUGAGUCUUCACCCAGGGAAGAUAUAUCUGUCUUGACACAGUCCAAAGUCUCUUAUGAAGAAAAAGUCUCCCACACAAUCACCCUGGCUAGUUUGGCAGACAGCUGGACUCCCCCUUACAAUGCUAUCUCGGCAUCAGACAGCCACGCCCUUGGAGAAGCACCCAGUGAAACUUUGCAAGAAAAGGAAAUGAGUGUUGAUAAGAUGGACAAAGAUGAACCUGACACAGGGGAGGGCCGUUCUUUUGAGUUACGUGCGGUAGAGAAAGAUGAAGUGAAAUCAUACAAACAGCCAUGCCCAGAUAUAAACAGGUCUGAGAUUACUGAAUUAACAUCUUCACUGGAAGAGAGAAUAGAGCCAUGUGACUCUAAAACACCAGAUCAGGUGCUUUCGACUCUGCCUGCUGUAGCAGCAUACUGUGUAGAGAGAGAUGAUGUAAAAGAAGAGGCUGAAUGUUCUUCAGUGAUUCAGGAAAUGAAUGUGGGAUUUCCGCCCAAUGUGGCCACAGAUAGUUUAGAGACGGUUGACCUAAAAACACAGCAAGAAUGCAUUUCUUCUAAAGCAGAGGAAAGCUCAGAAGUUCACAAUCUAAGUGCAAUACAGAGUUCAAACUCAGGUUUUAGAAGCAGAGAAGAGAGUCAUGAAUUGAAAGAGGUAUUGAUUUCUGCGUUAGAGGAAGAUUUAAAAGUUAACUUGUGUAACAAUCUAAAAACACAAGAGCAGGUCAUUUUAGAUGGUGAGAUCACUGAAGCAAGGAAUGAUAAUUUACAGUCUGAAGUGGAGACAGGAAAGAGAAAUCCAAUGAAAGUAGAGGAGUUGGCUGAAUCGAAGAGCCUUUCAGUAAUGCAAAACAAGGGAAAUGGUGCAAUUUUUUUGGAGGAACACAGAAAUGUUGCACCUCAGGAUAGCAGUGAGAACAAGGAGAGGGCCUGGCCCUCAGAGAAUAUUCCACAAAUCCAAAUAUCUACUGUUGAAGACACCCCAGAUUUUAAACCCACUGUUCCACAUGUGCAACCAAAUGAACAUUUUAUAAUCCCCAAAAUUGAAAUAAUGGAGCCUGAGUUCAAAGAGUGCACUCUGCCUCUAACUAUUUUGGCACUAAAGAAGCAAGAAUCAGUUCCUGCUACUUUGCAAAAACAUGAUGCAACUCAUGUGUCAACAGGAAUAAUACAAGACCAGAGGGUGUCUGACUGUCCAAGCUUGUUUCCCACACAGAAAGGAAUGCAGAAUGAUUAUAACCCCUCACCUAUAGAGAAGGUAAAGGAAGUUGCGCAAUUAGGUGACAAGACAGAAAUGUCUGAGGAGGAGCAGCCACUUGUGAGAAGCAGUGAACAGCUCUCUCAGAUGGACUACGCAUCAAUUCCUGUUAUAAAUCUUCAUUCAUGUACUCAUGAUAAGGAGAAUGAUAUAAUUGUAAACACCCAUGUUUCAGACACACUGCAGCCUUUUGAAACCCCUGUGGUGCCUUUGUGUGUGGUGCCACCGAUCUCUGUCAUUUGUCAUGAAAGGGAUUCUGGAUUCACAAUGCCCAGUCAAAGUAAGUGGACAGGAACAGAAACUUCAGCUAUUACGCAAAGGGGAACAAAGCAGGAACAUGAUGUUGACAAUAAUAUGACUACUAAACCUGGAAAAACUCAAAGUAGAAAGCAGAACCUAGAACAAAUGGCAGAUAAAAGCAUAAAAGAGAACACUUCUUCUAUGCCUAAUGAAGCUUUAAUGACAAAGGUCAGUGACAAAGUGCCAUCAUUCAGUAAAACAACAGAAGACAACAUUGUCCCUGAUAUAUUGAAGACAAAACCCAAGAUUGAGAAUUCUGUGUUUAUUGAAGACCUCCAAAAAAGCAAAUCGCCUGUCGAGAGACUCUGCCCUAAACCCCUGACACGUCCAUCACUUAGUCCAGCCAGUCUUCGCAAAUUCAUGUCCAAAGUUGCUCCAGACUCAGACAAUGAGGCUGUGACGGCUGUCCCUGUAAUCACUGUGGGCGACCGCCCAAGUGACAAGGCAGACGACGAUCUAAGUGGAGGCUCAACACCAACAUCAUCCCUCUCCUGUGAAAGCAGUCCCCGGCUGAAACGCAGAGACAGCCUGUCGCUCAUACGCUCUGCCACGCCUGAAGAGUUGGCCUCCGGAGCUCGUCGCAAAAUCUUCAUCCCAAAACCUAAAGAGGAUGGAGAAGGAGCAGUGGUUGGUGCUCUAGAUACUCUAGGCAAGAAGGAAAUACCCCACAUGUCACCCAGCCAGGCUCGCAGAGCAACAUUACUACAAGCUCCCACUGGACAAAAUACCCCACCAACGGAGAGGCGUUCGCCGCUGCUAAGCCGCAGAAAGGUCACCUUGGAGGUGCCCAAAGUCCUGGAGGAGAUUCCCACAGAAGAGCCAGUCAGCACCAAACAAGAGGAGAAACCAGCUGAAAAGAAGCUAGACCCUUUGAAAGCUCCACAGGUCAUCCGUAAGAUCAGGGGAGAGCCAUUCCCAGAUGCCUCCGGACACCUGAAGCUGUGGUGCCAGUUCUUCAAUGUGCUCAGCGACUCCACCAUUAAGUGGUACAGAGAUGAGGAGGAAAUACUAGAGGUGAAGAGAAGUGGAGGAGAUGAAAGCCAAGUGGCACUGGCUGUUGUUCUAGCAUCCAGCCAAGACUGUGGGGUAUAUGGCUGUUCGAUCAAUAACGAAUACGGGACUGACAUCACUGACUACCUGCUCAGUGAAGACAUUCUGUCUGAGAUACUACUAAGAGAUGACUUGGAAGUUGGAGAGGAGAUCGAGAUGACCCCACUGCUGUUCACCAAAGGCCUGGCCGACUGUGGCAACUGGGGUGAAAAGUACUUUGGCCGUAUCAUGACAGAGGCGGCAGACAUCGGGGACGGCUGCGCUCACAAAGCUAGCAGAGUGAAGGUCAUUUACGGCCUGGAUCCCGUCUUUGAGUCUGGAAGCGCCUGCAUCAUCAAAGUCAAAAACCCCAUCGCCUACGGGACCAAACAGGAGAGCAACCUUGCAGAGAGAAAUCUAGAGAUUACUAAGAAAGAAUGCAAAGUACAAAACAUGAUUCGAGAAUACUGCAAAAUCUUUGCAGCUGAAGCAAGAGUUAACGAGAACUUUGGCUGUUCACUUGAAGUGAUUCCUCAGUAUCUGAUGUACCGGCCAGCAAACUCUGUGCCUUAUGCCACAGUGGAGUCUGAUCUCAAGGGUGCCUUCCUCAAGUAUUGUAUGAUGGAUCCUAAAGGAAAGCUGAUUACACGAACUGUUUCUGAGAUGGAGCAGAAAUGUAGCUCCUUCCAGCACUGGAUUCAUCAGUGGACUCAUGGCAAUUUGCUGGUCACUCGGAUGGAUGGUGUUGAAACGAAGAUUACAAAUGUUAGAGUUGUGACCAAGUCAAAAGGAUACCAAGGGCUAACAGAGUAUGGCUCUCCUGAAGUAUUCGAACAGUUCCUGACACACCAUCAAUGCAACUACUACUGUGGACUUCUCGGCCUGCACCCACUCAAAACUAUGGAUAGUCUGCAGCAGCCGACCAAGAUGAAGGGUUCCCGGAGCCCCCUGCUCAACCGUAAGGUUGGCUCUAACAGCCCACAGCUGCAGCGGAAAGGACAAAGUCCUCAGAUGUCUAGAAAGACAAAUUCUAGCCCAAAGGUCACAAGAAAAAAUCAGGAGACAGAGGACAAUAAAUCUGAUGUCAAAUGCAAGCCUGCAGAAACUGCUGAUGUUCUUGAAGUGAGAUAGGAAAAAGCGCUUCUUUUGUGUCAAGAAAGAUUUUAUUGCUGUUAAUGGUUUGUUUCUUUCCAGUUACCAAAGCCAGCAAGGACUUUAUAGAGAUAUUAAGAAGAGGAAUAGCUUGUUGACUUGACUUGUCAUAAAGAAUUACUGUGAAUUUCUCAGUCGCCACUACAAUUGCAGUAUGAGACGUCCACCCUCCAGCUUCUUACUGUAGUUAAAAGGUUUAUGAGAAUGUUUGGAGCAAUGAGCGCAGGGUUUUUAACCUUGCAGCUCACACGCUUAGCUUAAACAGUAUGAAAAGCAAUACUGGGCUACUUUAGAGUUGACAUACCACUAUUAAAUAGUUUGAAACAACUCUCCAAGCAAUAUUUGUCAACUCAAAUCAGCUGUACUUCACACUGUAGAAUUUGUAGUGAAGUUUUGCUCUUUUCUUGAAAUAACAUUUUGAUUUAAAGAAUUUUGGAGAAUAAGACCACAGCCACAGAGGAGGUUGAGGUUUGUUAUUAAAGGCUGCACGUUCAUCUGUGAUGUACAGUAUGUGUGUAGGCAUAAAGUUUAUUUUAGAGUUGUUUAUGGUUUGCAUUAGAACUGCCUAUGCAGCAUUUCUUUACACGCCAAGGUCAAAGAUGUUUGUGUGCACUUUGUUUUGGCAUUACUUUUUAGUAGUUUUUGAGUACUUUGUUGUGUCUGUGUCUUUAAACCGUCUUUUACAGUAUGUCAGAAUGAAUGUUGUUGCAUGCCACAGUCAAAGCAAUGAGCAGUCAUGGGAUUACUAGUAAACUCUUUAACUAUGGUAUGCUCACGCUCAUUAACAAGUGUGUUCCCACCAACAAGGAAAGAUGUUGAAUGAGUUCCUCACAGUUAUUUGGACUGUGGGUUAAAAGCACACUAAACAAAAUAACCAAAAGAGCAUGCUAGAGACUUUCAGAAGCCUAUUGAUCACUAAGUACGGCUCCCUGCAUGAAAUCUGUUUUAAGUUAAGUUUUACGGCAUCUGACAAUCACGUUUUGCUUUAGCAUUGCCUAUUUUUUUUGCUGGCUUUAAGUUGCAAAGCCAGCAUAGUUUGAACAUAAAUUAUAAUCUAAAUUCCAAUGAAAACUAUUCAGCUAUCUCGUGUUUGCACAGGCAUUUAUGGUUAAAAGUCACUUGCCUUUGACAAAUAAUAAAAAAAACUGACAAGAAAUUUUUAGGAAUUUCUGUAAUAGAUUAUUGGUUAAUGAUUAAUGAAAGUCUUCAUAUGAGUGCAGUUAGCCCCUCUUAAACAUCAGCUGCCAUUGCUUAAAAAAACUGUAACUGUAAUUGCAUGAUAGUCUAUGAUAGAAACCCCAAAUUCAAAUAGAUGUGAAAUGACCCAGCAUAUAACAGUGAAAACAUUGUAAUGUUAAGGUGUGAUAUCAUGCAAACAAACUGUUGUAUUCUGUUUAUGUGUACAUACAUAUACAUACAUACAUACAUACAUACAUACAU